UAUAAGUGUUGUAUGACUCAUUGGGGAAGUGACGGGAAUAACGCACAAGCUCAUCACUUUCACUUGCAUGCCCUUUGCUAAGAAUCUCUUUCUCCCUUCUAUUCUCUGUUUCUAUCUAGUGUUUUCACCCAUCCCUCAUUCUCUGUAGGCCGUACACUAGACCAGAAACUUCAAAAAUAGAAAAACAUAACUCCCUUCCCAUCCCAAUAAUCAUUGCCGACGAUGAGUGUUGAACCCCAGAAUUCUGAAGCAGAGAGCAGCUCAAACUCUUUCUCCUCUCCGCCAAAUUCACCAUCAUCGCCCCCUUCAAGCAGGGCUCUUAAAAACCCUGUCUCACAGACUAAAUCUCAGGACCCAGAGUCAACAAAGAUAAAGCGCAAUCGAGACUCCAAUAAACAUCCUGUGUAUCGUGGGGUCCGGAUGCGUAGUUGGGGCAAAUGGGUUUCUGAAAUUCGCGAGCCACGCAAGAAAUCUCGCAUAUGGCUGGGUACAUUCUCCACCCCUGAAAUGGCCGCACGGGCACACGACGUCGCGGCCCUGAGCAUCAAAGGGAAUUCCGCCAUUCUCAAUUUCCCUCAACUAGCAAGCUCCCUGCCCCGCCCAGCAUCUGUCUCUCCUCGCGAUAUUCAGGCUGCCGCAGCAAAAGCCGCUCAAAUGGAUCAGUUUGACUUGCCAUCGUCAUCAUCGCCCUCGACAUUGUCGUCAUCAUCUUCCACGACGUCGUUGGUUUCGGCAAUGGAAAUGUGCAGUGGUUCGGAGGAAUUGAGCGAGAUCAUAGAGCUGCCAAGCUUGGAAAAAAGUGAGGAGACGUGCGAGUUAAGGCAGGAGUUUGUGCUCGUGGAUUCCUUAUCUGAUGCGUGGACGUACCAGCCACCGUGGUUACAGGGCAUGGAAGAAUGUAAUGGGUACGUUGCUGAUCAGCUAGCAGUGCCUGCAGAGAGUGGAAUCAUAAAUAACCUUAAUAGUUUGCUCUGGAAUUACUGAGUGCCCUGUUUUUCCCCCCUUUC
Messenger RNA from Prosopis cineraria, 1007 nucleotides. RefSeq names its product ethylene-responsive transcription factor TINY-like. The record is from RefSeq and is a predicted model, not a curated record. Lineage: Eukaryota; Viridiplantae; Streptophyta; Magnoliopsida; Fabales; Fabaceae. Gene Ontology annotation, biological process: regulation of DNA-templated transcription. The transcript has a single exon. Gene Ontology annotation, molecular function: DNA-binding transcription factor activity; DNA binding. The coding region runs from base 223 to 984 and encodes 253 amino acids.